Messenger RNA from Eruca vesicaria subsp. sativa (arugula), 544 nucleotides. The record is from the annotation of a GenBank genome assembly. Lineage: Eukaryota; Viridiplantae; Streptophyta; Magnoliopsida; Brassicales; Brassicaceae.
AUGUGUAAUGUUUUAUUUGUUUUCAUUGUAACUUAUGCAUCUAUUAUCAAUCAAUUAAAUGUAGUCUAUAAAGGAUAUACCUCAGAGAAAUCAGUCUAUGUUGGAAUGCAAGCGGUGUUGGUUCUUGCGAUUGUAUUGAUUAAGGGGAGGUGGGUUGCUCUUGUUAAGCUGAGUCAUGGAAUCAACGCUGGUGCACGAGGUUACAUGUACAUUUCUCUGAGCAAGAUGAUCCUGAAUGUCAAGUACUCUGCUUGUGCUAACCUAAUAAGUCAAACUAAAGAUGAGACCGAUGAUGAAGCCACAACUGAACUGUCAUACCUUCUUAGGAACUUUACGGGGGUGAACUACGGUGAUAGUCGGAAAUCAGAUGUAUAACUUGGUUGUUUCUCUUCUCUUAAGAGUCGGUUGCACUAAUGCUAGCAAAGUUGAGGGCUUCUUCGUCAUUUGAUAACUUAACUAAGCGAAAGUUCCUUGCAACACAAAGCUGCAGGUCUUAUAGUGAUAAUUUGUCGGUAUUUUCCUUAGCUAAAACAUUAUGUUAAAU